Molecule: messenger RNA, 1458 nt
Organism: Pyricularia pennisetigena
Lineage: Eukaryota; Fungi; Ascomycota; Sordariomycetes; Magnaporthales; Pyriculariaceae
Exons: 4
Coding region: 1-1458 (485 amino acids)
Molecular function (GO): oxidoreductase activity, acting on paired donors, with incorporation or reduction of molecular oxygen; iron ion binding; monooxygenase activity
Source: RefSeq, a predicted model, not a curated record
AUGGGCACAGAAGGGCAACCACAGCCUCUAGGGCUUGCAAGUCUCGGCCUUGCAUUCGGCCCUUUCGCUUUUGUUUUAGUCGCUUUUUUCCUUUAUGUUCCUAUCGUCCGUCCCCUUAAUAAUAUUUUUUUCCAUCCCCUUAGCAAGUAUCCCGGCCCCAAACUCUGGGCGGCUUCGCGGAUUCCCCACGCCUGCGCCGUUUUUAGUGGCCGUAGCCACCGCAAAAUGGUCGAGCUCCACCACCGCUACGGCGACAUCGUUAGGAUUGCACCUAACGAGCUUUCCUUCGCCCGUCCGGAUGCCUGGAAAAGCGUCAUGGGCUAUGUCAAACAGGGCCAGCCGGAAAAUGGGAAGGACCAUAUAGCGUACCACGAACAAAUGGGCAGUCUCAUUACCAUGGAGCGAACAAGGCACGGACAAAUACGUCGCAGUUUAAGCCACGGGUUUUCCGCCAAGCGUAUGUUUGAACAGCAGCCUUUAAUACAGAAAUACAUCGAUCUUUUGUUCGAAAAGCUCCACGCAAAUUCGGAAAACGGAACAAAAGCGCUCGACAUUACGGCGUGGUACAACUACACCACCUUUGACGUCAUCGGCGAUCUGACUUUUGGCGAAUCGUUCCACUGUCUUGAAAAUCUCGAUUUGCAUCCAUGGAUUAAAAUUAUCUUCAAGAGCAUCAAGGGAAUGAUACUCUUCAACGUCAGUCGGCACUUUUUCAGUUCCACAGACACUGUCGUUCGCAAGCUUUUCCCCUUCGUCGCGGCUGCUGGGGAGCAACAUGAAGCCCUAGUCUUCAACAAGGUGAGCAAACGACUGAAGAUGAAGGCAGACCGGCCCGACUUCAUGGACUCCAUGAGGCGUCAGGACAUCACGACCAUGACAAUGGACGAAAUAUGCAAAACGUCGAGCACCAUGAUCAUCGCCGGAUCCGAAACCACCGCCACCGUGCUUUCGUUCGCCACCUACCUCCUGUGCAAGCACCCCGAAAUUCAUGCCAAGGCAGUGGCUGAGGUCCGCGCGGCCUUCGCGACUGAGCAGGAGAUCGAUGCCGUGCGUGUGCAGCACCUAGAGUACCUCUUGGCCGUCCUGAACGAGACGAUGCUGUGCGGGGACUCUAUCCCGGGCGACAUUUUAUUAACCAUCUCCCAAUGGACCAUGUCCCACUAUGAAAAGAAUUUCACUCAGCCCGAAAUGUUUGUCCCGAGCCGGUGGCUGCCGACGGCGGACCCUGUUUUCAAGAACGAUAAAAAGGAUGCCUUUCAGCCUUUCUCCCACGGUAGCCGAGACUGCAUUGGUAAAAACUUAGCGUACACCGAGAUGCGAAUUAUCUUGGCCCGCAUGCUUUGGAACUUUGAUAUCCAGCUAGACGAGCGGAGCAAGAAUUGGGCCGAAGAUAUGCGUGUCUUUGGGUUGUGGGACAAGCCGCCCCAAUAUGUUCAUCUAAGGCCUCGUAAGGCUUAA